GGUCUAUUUUUAAACAUCCUGACAAAGCAACAACAUUGGCUUAACCAAGUGUUUUAGGAUGGCAACAUCUGGUUGUUUGACCAAUUGGAACAGGUGGAAAAGUUUUGGAAAAGAAAUAUCUUAUAAAUAAAUAUCUUGCUCAAAGUCACAGUGCCAACAAUGGAGCUACUAAUUAGCUCAUCCAUUUCUGCGUCAUACCUUCCAGAUCUUGCUUUAAGACUGUGGUUUUAUAGACUACAUAUUUAACCUCUACUUUCACUCCUGAUAGCAUUUGUGAUUUGUAAUAAUACAGCUUUUGAAAAGCAUCCAAGCAGUUUUAUUACCAAAAGCAAUAAGCGUUGAUAAGUUUACGCUGAGUCACUCUGUAAUGUCAUCUUGACUCAUCAUGGUUACAAACACGAAGAAGACCAGUGCAAUAUGGGGCGUGGAGUCCAAUCAGCUUCCAAUAUAAAAAGCCAAAUAGUGAGACAGGUUGGUUUACAGAACCAAACUGUUCAUCUUUGAUCAUGGCAGCGUUAAAGGCAUGCAGUGCUCUAGUGACAGGGGCAAACCGAGGCUUGGGUUUAGAAAUGGUCAAGCAACUCCUGGAGGCCCAUUGCUCAAACAUUUUUGCUGCAUGUCGUGACCCAGAUGGGCCAAACUCUGAGGCACUGAGAGAACUGGGCAAAAAGCAUCCAGGCGUUAUCUACCUUGUGAAGCUUGAUGUUGCUGAUCCAUGCAGUAUCAAAGAGUCUGCCAAAAAAGUGGGUUCUCUUCUCGGGAAGAAUGGUUUGAACCUGCUUGUGAACAAUGCCGCAGUGUUGCCACAAAAAACCAUGCUGACAACCACUGUUGAGGACAUGCAAAACACCUUCAACACCAACGUGAUAGGACCUUUAUUUGUCAUUAGGGAGUACCUGCCGUAUCUGCGUACAGCAGCUAAAGCCAAGAGCAAACCAGGGAUGUCAUGUGAUAAAGCAGCUGUGAUUAACAUCUCCACAGAUGCAGCAUCUAUGAGCAUCAUGCCAGUACUGAAAGAACCGUUCCCACUCUUCCCAUACAGCAUCAGCAAGGCUGGUCUUAACAUGUUGACCAUAUAUACCGCAAGGGACUUGAAGGCAGAUGAGAUCCUCUGCAUUUCAAUUCACCCAGGAUGGGUGAGGACAGACAUGGGGGGAGAUAAGGCGCCCAUUGAUGCCAGAGAAAGUGUGGAGGGAGUGAUACGUGUCAUUGGCAGUCUUACUGAGAAGCAGCAUGGUGCAUUCCUAGACUACACUGGAAAAACAAUGCCCUGGUAAACCAGAAAAAAGUUAAUUAAAGGGCUGAUCCAAUUGACCUGUUUUACCUAUUAUAAAUAUAUAAUAUGUCAUUAAUGUUUGACAUGUUCAGCAUAAUUCUCGGUGUGUUCAAUACAAUAAAACAAACUAAACAAACAAUAUUUCAAUAUUGUGCCAUUUAUCUGAAAGCAAAAACGUUUUGUGCUGUAUAAUUGACCAUACAUAAAAAACAAAAUCACAACACAUAUUUAGCAUUUAAUGUUAAGUGUUUUCUGACAGUAUUUCUACACUACUACAUACACAUUGUGAAAAGAGCAAUACAUACAACUACUUUUCUGAUCAUUAGACAUUUCUUAUCAGUGACAUUUUCAAAUGUAAAUAUUAGUUAAAUAUCCAAACAUUUACUUUGGUAGACAACAAACUGUCCAUAAAACGUAACAUCAUGUGCUUCCAAUAAAAGA
This is a messenger RNA of Carassius auratus (goldfish), 1717 nucleotides long. RefSeq names its product C-factor-like. Lineage: Eukaryota; Metazoa; Chordata; Actinopteri; Cypriniformes; Cyprinidae. Gene Ontology annotation, molecular function: oxidoreductase activity. Gene Ontology annotation, cellular component: cytoplasm. The transcript has 6 exons. Bases 507 to 1277 code for a protein of 256 amino acids. The record is from RefSeq and is a predicted model, not a curated record.